AUGAAAGUGAGAAGCUCCAAGAUAAUGCAACAGGUGAAUGCAGAUCCGCCAGUUGUGGUGACUGCCUGUGUAGUGGUGACUACCCAGCUAGAGUCAGGUCUGACAGUCGUGGGGGUUGUAGAGGCCAAAUCAACUUCGCUUUCUGCAGUAGCAUCACUCCUCAGAAUUGGCGGUCCAACUGUAGCGACUAAGGGAUUUGAAGGUGAUGCGACGACUGCAGGAGUUGGGGUAGCUGAUUUGGAGGCAGGUGAAAGUUCUUCCAGCGUAAUUGUUGCUGAAGAUGGCAACGGUGUGGUCAGCAUUGGCGCCAGGACAGAUGACUCAUUUGUAAUGCUUGUGAGAGCUGUAGGACAACCACUCGAGGCAGCGAUUUCAGGAGCCUGUGUGGCUUUACUUGUCGUUGUUUGUAGAGAUUCUACGACCUGA
Molecule: messenger RNA, 426 nt
Organism: Hydatigera taeniaeformis
Lineage: Eukaryota; Metazoa; Platyhelminthes; Cestoda; Cyclophyllidea; Taeniidae
Source: the annotation of a GenBank genome assembly